This is a messenger RNA of Macaca mulatta (Rhesus monkey), 997 nucleotides long. The record is from RefSeq and is a predicted model, not a curated record. NCBI's taxonomy places the organism in Eukaryota, Metazoa, Chordata, Mammalia, Primates, Cercopithecidae.
GAGGUUGUGGGGGGCAUCCUGAGCUGCAGCAGGGUUUUGGGCCACUGCUGCUGCUGCCAUUGUCACCAUGAUCUCAGCUCUGUGGGGAGCACUCCUGAUCAAAUAGCUUGGAAGAGUCGUCAAGACAUGGUACAAGAAGACCAUGAAGGAACCCAGUGUGAUCCUAGGAAAGGACGGUGCUCUGACAGGGAAGGUGGAAUCCACAGGACAUUGGGACUGGUUGGCUGGGACUGGGUGAAAGAUGUCAUGGGGAAGGAGUGAAGAAUGACAUCCAUAUUUCUGGUUUGGGGGUACACUCAAGCCCCGUUUCUUCUCCUUCUGUGAGUGGACCGCCGAGGCUGGUGAGCUGUGGGUCAUCCCAAAGCUCAGCUCUGAGCCAGAGUGGUGGCUCCACCUCUACCACCGGCACAGAAGCCAGGAGCAGGGCUCUCGGAAGGCGGUGGUGCCCAGCUGCGAUCAUGUUGUUGGCCCUGGUCUCUCUGCUCAGCUGCCUGCUACCCUCCAGUGAGGCCAAGGUCUACAGUCGCUGUGAACUGGCCAGAGUGCUACAGGACUUCGGGCUGGACGGAUACCGGGGAUACAGCCUGGCUGACUGGGUCUGCCUUGCUUAUUUCACAAGCGGUUUCAACACAGCUGCUGUGGACCACGAGGCUGACGGGAGCACCAACAACGGGAUCUUCCAGAUCAGCAGCCGGAGGUGGUGCAGAAACCUCACUCCCAACGCCCCCAACAUGUGCGGGAUGUACUGCUCAGAUUUGUUGAAUCCUAAUCUCAAGGAUACCGUUAUCUGUGCCAUGAAGAUCACCCAAGAGCCUCAGGGUCUGGGUUACUGGGAGGCCUGGAGGCAUCACUGCCAGGGCAAAGACCUCACUGACUGGGUGGAUGGCUGUGACUUCUAGGAUGGACGGAACCACACACAGCAGGUUGGGAAUGUGGUUUGGUUCCUGACCCAGGCUUGGGAAGACAAGCCAGCAAAUAAAGGAUGGUUGAACGUGAA